Molecule: messenger RNA, 3528 nt
Organism: Peronospora belbahrii
Lineage: Eukaryota; Oomycota; Peronosporomycetes; Peronosporales; Peronosporaceae
Source: the annotation of a GenBank genome assembly
AUGCCAAUAACGUCGACCACGACCACCAAUGACUUUUAUGUGGAUUUACAAUCUCCACCGCCUCAAUCACAGUCCAUGCGCUUACGUCUUCGAAAACAACGAGCAUCGAGUAAUUUGUCCUUAUCUCAUGCAGCAGCUGAAAAUCUCCGUCGACGAGUCGCUCGUGUAAAAAAGAACAAGCAUCCAAAGGAGAUGCGAGUGUUUAAACGUCGUCUACAACUAGCGGUGCGCAUUGCAGUCGGCGUUUUGCUCGCUGGUCUAGUGCAAACCCGUGGAACUGGUCGAGAAUGGCUUCUUCUACCAUCGAGUUAUUACCUCGGAGGCCUCACGGUCGCUUCUAUGAUGGUCAUUUACGCUGCCUCUAAUACGGUCGGUGGCGUGCUGGAACAAGUGUGGCAGAUUGAUGUGGGUGUUGCCAUUGCUCUGCUGUAUAAUUUUGUCGUAUUUGCGUGUGUCCCGUUAUCCCAAGACAACCUUAUGACUGUCUCUAAGAACCUCAACGGUAGUAUGUACUACGUUAGUCUGCAAGACUGGAGCGUCACUCUUCCAUUGCUCGCACUCUUUACACUCGUAGUACUACUGUCACCUAUUCAAACAAACGUGAAAAAAAUUUGCUCAUUGACACUUGUCAACCCUAUGAAUCCGAUCUUUACGACAGCGCUCAAGGACAACUCAGAUGGUAACAGUUAUUACGGCACGAAGAAUUUGCUUAAACAGCUAGCCAUCUACAGCGCUGUGGGCGUUGUUGGCACUUUGAUAGCGCUCGUAAUCAUGGUACUCCCUUAUCCGAUUUUUGCCAUGCGAAAAUUGCGGAGGCAUAUGGCUGCGUCGCCACAUGAUAUCCGUGACAUUUUGAACUUGAUAGUCGAUUCAUAUUGCUUUCGUGCCAAAGAUAUUAAGAAAAUGGAUUUCUUCAAGCUGAGGCUUGACCGACUACUCGAGAAUGCACAUGAGCGUUUGGAGACUAUGGAGUCACUAUUGAAUGACUGCUGGUGGGAAGAACUUGUAGGUCUCGGUACUUGCUUUCACUUCAACAAGACGGUGGCUAAGCAGCUUGUAAACUUAUACGGCAAGCUCCUUGCAGACUUGCAUUCAAUGAAGUUUGCCAUUGAGGCGGAGACAUGUCACUGGACACACGUCGUGCUGCUUAAGAAGAUGCAAACGCAGUUCUACGUGCUGCAAAUUGAAGCGAAUGACUUGCUUGAGGACAUCUCGCUCGAGAUCGUUCGUUCGUCGCGAUGUAUGUCCUCACCAAAAUUUGCCAGGCUUAAGCAGGCAAUCGAACAGCUUAUGGAAAAGUACACGACCCUCUACGGCAACUUGCUUUCAGCCGAUGUACACACAGCAGAUGAUGUGGGCAAGACGAUGCCGCUAAACGUGUUUGUGUACUCAUUUCACGUAUUUGUGAUCUCGUUGCUAGAUUUUGAAGGCACUUUCAACCGAAAGAAUUUCUCGGCACGAUACCGAGUCAAAAACUUUCUCAAGCUAGCAUAUCAAAGUCUGCUUCACUCUACAAACUACCCGCGCCGUCUUAUUAUCUUCGCAUUUCGGACGACACUGGCAAUUAUAAUCGGAGUUUGCUGCGCAACUUUCAUCUUCGCUUUCAGUUCUACUGCGCCUACAGCCAUCGCAAUGGUCGCUGAAGAUAAUAUUGGCGGUACCUACAGCAAUACGGUCAACCGCGUCGGAGGUUUGGUGGCUGGAACAGUGCUACCGUCGAUCUUCAGCUUCUUCGUGUGCACAGUGGCAGACGAUGAUGUGUACCAUACGCUAAACAACAUCGUGUUGUUCGUGUGGACUGCUGGGUCCAUGUACGUAUGGUUUUGUGGCCGCUAUAUGGCACUGGCAGGAAUGACGUCAGCUUUUAUGGCUGCGUCGGUGUUGCUCGAUCACAGUUGCCGAAACACAUCGUCCUCACCGACGGUGUCAUACGCAAGUCUCACUCAGAACGCCCUAGGCAUUUUGAUUUUGAUGGUCGUGGAAGUUGUAAUUUGCCCUCGCAGCUCGCGUGGUCUACUUCGUAGCAAUAUCCAGCAGUUAUUGAAGCAGUAUCGCGAAAUCUUUCACAAAGUAUUUCGUCAUCACAUUGCGAGCAACCGUCCAGUAAGUAUUUCCACAGGACAGCUUACUGAAGAGGACAUAGAGACAGCCAAUGCUCUGCUUGGUCGCAGUCAGAUCAGGGCGUUGAAACACCAAAUGAAGACCGCGAUUCCUGAGCUGCUGAAGACUCAAGCGAAACUUGUAGACGGGUCUACCAUGGAGCCAACGUUGUGGAAGCCGCCAUUCUCUACGUCCAAGUACACGAAAGUUUUGGGUGUAUGCCGCGAACUCCUCGAUCAGAUAGAUGCUCUUGUGGAUCUCAUGGACUGGCACGAUAAUCGUCGAAACAGCGGAAAAGACAAGCUUUUACGACGUUGGCACCAAAGCCGGAUUGACGCUGAAUGCACUGCAGCCUUCACAGCAGCACAGGAACCUCCUUCUCCGACUUCAGCAGCCGUCUUAGAAAUGGUGGGUGAGGAAAGCGUAACGAUUGAAAACUCUUCAUUACCACAAUCUCCGUCCUCGCCGCUGCCCAACGUAACUACGACGUCGCCUGCUGUGGCAAAAAUUAAGUGGGACCAAAGCUUGGCAGUUGUGGAAGUUGGCAUCGUAGAAGCCUUUGACACGUUGGCGACCUUGUUCGGAGAUGAGUUUUCAGGUUCAACCGCUGAAGAUCACGCGAUCUACUUGCAGAUGAAAGAAGCCUUUCGUAUUGCUGAUGUGCACCGUCGCGGUGUAGUCGAUGUCUCGGAGCUCGGCAUUUUGCUUGAAAAGCUCAUGCCGUACGCUGGCAGCCAAGGCAUUGAAGGAAUGGAGCAAUAUGUGGAUGAAUUCAUGCAAUUAGUGGACAAGGACAAUGACGGCAAAAUUUCGUUUUGCGAAUUCAUGCAGGCGCUAAACGAAGGAUUCCGACUGGAGCUCGAGAUCUACGACGAUCAGCCGCAAGUUCCGAUAGCGGACGUGAUGACUGGGUCCAAUGACGCACAUUUUGCUCACUCCAAUAGCAUUCGCUUACUUCGCAAGAGUACACAUCGCCGUAACUCUCUCCAACCAAUGGAACCAGGCAAAGUCGAAGAUCCCCAAAAAGACGUAACUAUUGAUUUGCCAUCACCUCCGGAAGACUCUCGUCCCCGACGAUCAUCCAAUUUUGUCGACAUAGUAGCUUUCAAGACAUCAAAUCCCACAUCUACCGUUUUGAAUGAUGCGAAACCCAUGAUGACGAAUAUUCGUCGAAGAAACCGCUUUCGCGGUUUGUCGUCAGCAAGCGAAAGUUCUGCACCUGAAGCGUUACUUAACGUAGAGGCUUUUACACUUAAAGAAGCUGCAAUGGCUUUGAAACAAAGCUAUGGGGAGUGUUUGUUGGGAUACGUAGACGACCACAACAAACGCGUAACGAUGGAGGAAUUUAUUCUCAUGAGCUGCGUCAUCAGUGCAUGUGAAAAAAUUGCCGAGAAUUUGACGCGUUUGAACAAACUCGCAGCUUCCUAA